Molecule: messenger RNA, 2532 nt
Organism: Darwinula stevensoni
Lineage: Eukaryota; Metazoa; Arthropoda; Ostracoda; Podocopida; Darwinulidae
Source: the annotation of a GenBank genome assembly
AUGGCGGGUGAAUCCGUGUUGGCUUGGCUCAGGCCGUUCCUGUUGGCCGGGAAGAUGCUGGGGCUUUUUCCGCUGAAGAAUGUGCAUGGUGUGGGGCGGGAGGGGGGGGAUGCGUUGAGGUUCAAGGCGUGGAGCACGACGGUGGUGUAUAGCGUGGUGUUUCUGCCGUGCAUGCUGGCGUGUACGUAUCCGAUGAUACUGAAGCAGGGGUAUAUGGGGGUGUCGGGGUCGUUGGCGGACGACAUCGCGACGAAGUGCCAGGUCGGGAUGGUGAUCGUGCUCUUCUUUGCGACGUACGUCGGGACGUGGAUGAACGUGAGGAGGUAUCCGGCGUUCCUGGAUCGCGUGAGGCGGAUGGAGGAGCGGUUGGAGCUGGAUGAGAGGGAGGAGAGGCCGUUCAAGAGGGUCGGCGUCUUCAUGCUCGCGUCGUAUGCGAUUCUCUUCCUGAAUGUCGCCCUGGCGUCCUGUCUGGACGUAUUCGUCCAAGGCAGCAAGAUCGAAAAUAGGGUCAUGUACUUGACGGGAGCCUUCUUCUACUACGUCCUUUACGUGGCUUCCCUCACCCCCGAGCUGAUCUUCGUCUACUCGUGCCACGUCCUACGAAUCUACGGCGUCCGCGUGCUCGAGGACCUGUCCGACAGACUCAAAUCGCACGUGGCCGCGAAGCGAGACGUCCCCGUUUCCCUCGCGUCCACCGCCAAGAAGAAGAUCUGGACGAUCGCCGACCCUGCCCUCGACGCCGACAUCCAGAGCGGCGUGGACGAAUCGCGCGACCUCUACCUGGAGGUCUCGUCGCUCGCCGACACCCUCAGCGGCCUCCACAGUCCGGGUCUCCUCCUCAGCUUCCUCUGCAACUCGGUGAUGGCGACGGUCAUGCUCUAUCACGGGGCUUCUGCCAUCCUCCAGAGGCAGUGGGUCGGCUGCCUCCGCGGGUUCAGCUGUGGGCUCGUGUCGCUCUUUCGCAUGGGGCACGUCGCGGUGGCCGCCGGGAACGUCUUUUCGCAGGUACGAUCUGUCUUUCUCAUUCGGGUUCGACGAGGGAAACGAGAGGACGAGACGCAGGCGAAGCUGAAGGAGAUCUCCACGACCAGCAGCAUCCACCUGUCCGACCGCCUUUCCCAGCAGGUACAUCCUCGCGCCCUGCGAGCCGCAUCUCAGUCCUCUCCCAGCAGCGGACUGAGUGACAUGUCUUUCCUUCCAUCCGUCUUUUCUCUCUCGGCGCAGAUGAUCUUGUUCGAGUUGCAGAUGUCUUCCCAUCCGGUGAAGCUCACGGCUUCCGACUAUUUCACGCUCGGCAAGGGAGUCAUGACUUCCGGAGUUUUCUCCCUGGGCAACGACGAGACGGGCGGCCCGCGUUUCAGAUACUGCAGUUGGGCGUUCGUCUAUGGCCUCGCCUGCGUCCCCGUCGUGAUCGCUCUCCCCACGGUCACCGUGGCGAUCCUCGUCAUCCUCUGCUUCCCCUAUUCCGUCGAGGCGGUUGAACGUCUCAACGGCACCGCGGAGGGGAGGGGAGGGUUGGACGACAUCAUCCCGUCGUCGGGAUCCUCCACAGCGAGUCUCCUGGCCGAAAGGAUCUCGGCGGUUCAGUGGAUUUUCGUCCUCCUCACGGCCUAUCUCAUCAACAUCUUCAAAGGGCGACAGCUGGCGAAGUUGUUGCGCCUCGUCCAGAACGUCGAGGAGGAUAUCGGCCUCGAGGCGGAAGACUUGCGGCAGCUUCGCCGUCAUGGAUAUCUUCUUCCUCUCGUCUACGUCUGGACUGGCCUCUGGUGCAUCCUCCUCGUUUUUCGCUCCGAGAUCAUGCCUUCCUGGUGCGAGGGAGCUUGUGAAACCGUGGGAGAUAUUUCUUAUUUCGUCACGUAUUGGGUUCUCGGGUGUCUCCCGAUGACUGCCGACAUCAUGUUCGUGUACUUGUGCAAAUGCCUCGAGCUGAUUUCCGUCAGGAAUCUUGUGCAUCUCAAAGGCGUCCUUCGGGAAACGAAAGCCGAGAAAGUGUCGGCGAUUCACAUCCUUUCCAAAACGUAUUGCAACGAAAUCGACGUUAGAAUGGAGAUCGAGAAGAGACGAGGAAAGUACUUCGAGAUCUGCGAGCUGGCGGCCUACUUGAGUCGCGUGUUCCACCCGACGAUCCUGCUUCGAAUCGCCUACGGCAUCGUGCUGAUCACCACCAAGAUCUACUUGACGGUGGACGGCUUGGAGAGGCAGAACCUGGAAGUCAUGCUGAACAGCGCGUCCACCGUCGCGGGUCUCGCCUUCCUCCUCGUCUUCGUGGCCAGGGCCGGUGGACGGGUCGGGACGGAGACGGAAGACACACUGAUGCAGAUCUCGAAGGAGUGCAGCAUGGACCUCCCCCCACGGAUAUCCCAGCAGAUGAUGCAAUUCCAAAUGCAGGUUUCACUCCACCCCAUCGGAGUGAGUUCAUCAAACUAUUUCCAGAUCAACAAGCCCCUCCUAACUGCCGUGUUUGGGACCAUCUUCACCUACCUGGUGGUGCUUCUUCAGUUUCACAUCGAGGAGGUCAUGGGCAGCAAUUGA